Acanthoscelides obtectus is the source of this 7803-nucleotide messenger RNA. NCBI's taxonomy places the organism in Eukaryota, Metazoa, Arthropoda, Insecta, Coleoptera, Chrysomelidae. The record is from the annotation of a GenBank genome assembly.
UGCAGAUUCCGCCCGCUGGCAUGGCGUAGCAGCAGCAAAGAGAGCAAAGCCGGUGGCAAAUCCGCCAGGAGCAUGAAAUGCAACAGCGGCGAUAGCGGCAUCCACAUAGAGAUGGUACCAGACUGCGGGGGAAGCAGCGAGGGCGCCAGCAGCAGCAACAGCAGCUGCCCCAUCGUCGGGGGCGGCUGCGCCAGCGCCAGCGGCGGCUCCUCCCGCAGUAGCGCCUCGGGCGAAGGUAACGGAAGUUCUCCCGCCAGUCGUCAACGCAAUCACCAGCCGGACAACGCUGUCGGCGCGCCGCCGCUGGCUGCAGCGGGCCAGCGCCAGCGCCAGUCUGGCAACGUCGAGGAGGAGGAGACCUUCGGGGGCCACGCCCCAAGAAGGAGGCGCAACAAACAGCAGGUUGCCUCCCAGGAGGGCGGCUUCGGAAGCAGCGGGGAGUGGAGCAGCAGCGGAGGCGGCGGGGGCAGCGGCGGCACUUCGUCCGCCACUCACCAGGGGGCAGGCUCAGCAAAGGCCGGAGGACGACAGCCCAGACCGCACUCAGACCUUCUUAACCAAGCUGACCUAAGGCAGUACCACCUGCAGCAACAACAGCCACAUCAGUGGCGUACGGGCACCGGUGCCGCGGGGGGUCGCGUUCGGCGCACGCGCAGCGACCUCGGCGAGCACCCCGUCGGUUCGUACAGCGGCGCACUGUCCGCAGCCUAUCAGCACGCCCUUCGCCGACAGAUGGCCUUCUCUUCGUCUUCCCCCUCCCCGCAUCAUCAACCCAAAGGACACCAGGAGUCAACACCGCAGGUAGUAUUUCGAACAUCUAGUAGCAGAGUGAGUCGCCUUUCAGCCCAUCAUCACAGGCUACGAAGAUCUCUGAGCCAGCCCCUGGACAUGGAUAAGUUAGCCUCCUCACCAACACCUCCACUGAUGGUAAUGCCAUCUCAUAUGGUCAUGGAUGUUAAAGGAUCUGCUGCUGAUGUGCGUCCUAGUGAAACGAACUAUAGUGAAGACGAACUGGAUCACCAUCGCAGUCACUAUACGUCUGACUCGGAGACGAUGUCUGAUUCGGAAUCGUCCAUGGCCUCCUUGACGGACCAUGGAAGGAGGUGCUUGGACAGUGCGGACUCGUUAGAGAAAAAGAUAAUGGUACUCGCAGAGGCAGUUUUCGACCAUGUGGCUAUCGAACCAGAGGAGUUGGCCUUUCGCUCUGGAGAUCUCGUGGAGGUCCUGGAAACCAAAAACAGAGACUGGUGGUGGGGCUCAAGUGGUGGCAGGAGCGGUUGGUUUCCAGCGCAUUUCGUCAGGUUACGAGUGAACCAAGAGGACACCGUCGAGGAUUGCCUGGCCGCCAUGGCCUCCGGCGUCCAUCGCAUGGCCUCCAGUCGUCGCACCAGCGUUUCUCUUCUCUCGAACGAUGAAGUGCGGGCCAAUGUGCUUUCGGAGCUCGUUAACACCGAGAGAGACUUCGUUAAGGUGCUCCAGGAUAUUUGCGAGGGGUACGUUCGCGAAUGCCGAAAACGCUCGGAUAUGUUCAGCGAGGAGCUGGUGCGCACGAUUUUCGUGAACCUGGAGGAUAUCCUGGACUUCCAGCGGGACUUCCUCGCCGACUUGGAGGCGUGCGGCGACAACGUGGGCGUGGUCUUCCUGAAGCACAGGACCGGAUUCAAGAUGUACUCGGACUAUUGCAACAGUCAUCCUAUGGCUACAGCGCAGCUGAUGGAGUUGUACCAAUCGAAUAGCUACAGCAAGUUUUUUGAAGCAUGCAGGCUCCUGAGAGGUCUCAUGGAGAUCCCUCUUGAUGGCUACCUCCUGACUCCUGUCCAAAGGAUCUGUAAGUACCCUCUCCAGCUAGCAGAAUUGUUGAAGUAUACAAGACCUGACCAUGAAGACUACGAGAAUAUCAAAGAAGCAUUGGAUGCCAUGAGAGGGGUAGCGGUACUGAUCAAUGAAAGGAAGAGGAAGAUGGAAAGCCUGGAGAAGCUUGCUGCUUGGCAGAUGAGGGUGGAAGGAUGGGAGGGUGAAGACCUCAUUGAUCUCAGCUCACAGCUUAUAUACCAGUCAGAAGUAGUGCGUGUAAAUACAGGAAUGUGGACCAAUAACAUUAUGCUUUUUCUUUUCGAUCAUCAGAUUAUUUGUUGCAAAAAGAAUAUUUUCAAAAGACAUACAUAUGUAUAUAAAGGAAGGAUAUGCUUGGAUACCUGUGAAGUUAUUGAUGUACUCGAUGGCAAAGACAUACAUUUAGGAUGUACCGUCCGCCAUGCGAUCCGACUAGUCAGCAACUCGACGGAAUCCUCUGCCUCUUGUGAGUCGGUUCUAUUUUGUUGUCGCUCAGCAGGAGAUAAACAGCGAUGGCUGCGCGCUCUUGCGGAAGAACGGCGUCUAGUGGCACAAGAAGCAGCUAGUGACAGCGAUUUAGGGCUUGCGCCUGCUGCUAGGAGGCUAGCGCAAGCUACAGCGGCAGCGCACGCGCAGGCAGCUGCUAGGGGGAAGAGUAGGAGGCCUACUAGAAAGCCUAGGUCGAGGAGAAAUUUGAAACACUCCACAGGCUACACAGGUUCCGCUCUCCAGCUGAAUUCAAACAAUAACUCUUUAGGUAAGAAGGUAGGCGGUUGGUUCUCUUUCGGUACGAACAAAAAGACGAGACAUCAACAUCCUGAGGUUCCCUGAGACAGAACCACAUUGCUGUAACAAAACAUUUCGACUCACAAUAUGGGAGUAAGAAGAUGAAUAUUUCUGAUGCUGUUUCCAGAAAAAGAGGAUAUUUUGAUUUUACCUAAUGUGUUCUAUCUACAGACCUUUGAAGAAAAAAAAUAUAAAUUUUACUAUUGACACAUUGAUAUUUUUGCCAUGUACGUAAAAAAAUAAAGGAUUUAUUGUUCCUAAUAUCUUGUAUUCAUACAGUUCGCCAUGAAGCUUUACAACGCUUUAGGCAAAUAUUUUUGUAAAGGUACAGGUGUUUUUUAAAGAAGUUUCUCAAACUUUGCUACAUCUGUUCACAAAAAAGUAAAUAACAAAGUCUAAAGCAAUAAAUAUGGAAAACGUCAGUCACAAUAAGAGAAGCCACUGAACAGACAGUAUCUUUUAUCAAAAAAAUUCUCAGAGAAAGUUCUAUGGUACUCUACUUUAACCACUACUGCAUUUGGCUUCAUGAGUCACGCAGAAAAAUAAUUGGAAAAUGGUAUGUAUAAAAUGUGUUCAAUCAGUAGUACGUUCUUGAAAAGUGCCAUAAUAUUUUAGCUUCUUAUUAGCUAGCCCAUAGCUUUAGCUUCUAUAGCAAUAGAGUGUCUUCCAUUGAAAAACCAUGGACCAUAUCAUAGUAUAUCGCACAUUAUAACAUAAUUUUAAUCUGCACAUAAAAUACAGUAGUACCUAUUAUUUUGCUCAUAUACAUAUUUGAAAACUGUCCAGUGUUCACUCUUAGCGCUUUUAAAAGCUAAAUCUUAUUCCUGGAUAUUUUAAUAUUCUCAUCUUCAAACAAUUCUUAAAGGAAGUAUGAGGGCGUUUCAGAGCUAAAAUUCAUCUGAUUGCUCCCUUUCAAAACUGUCAAUUUUUUCCCACAAGCAGUCAAUAUUUGAAGAGGUUUGAAAUGUUUUGUUGUUAGAAACGUCAGUUUCAGAAAGAAACAUCAACUACAAAAGAACAGAUAACUAAGUCUACUAGAAAGGAGCAAAACCUUUCGGUCUAUUGUUGUAUGAAACUGGCGUUCUGCAGUUUUUUCUUAGAACUAGUUAGUGAUAUUUGUGGCUGUUAUACACGACUUAGCUGUGCAAAGUGGACAUUAGAUACAUACAGCUGUCUGGCAAUAGUGCUGAUGACUUGUAAGACAACUACCGUGACUGAUAUAAAUUUCAUAGUGAUUCUGAACGACCUCUGAAUUGGGUGCGAUAAUUUAGCAGUAAUACUGGGUCAUAAUAUUCGACUUCAGAGAUUGCUUCAACCGUUAUAACGAUUUAAAAUAAUCCUGUAAUUAUACAUGUCUUAAAAAUAAGCCAUGAAGCAAUAUUUAGGCUUGCACCUGCGGAAAGUUUUUUCACCAUACAUAUGGCGGUUAAACUAUCGCGUGCUAAGUUUGGGGCUCUCUGCACAUGCCGUAAUUUUCUAAAAUAGUUGACCUCCUGGUUGUCAAGAAUUGUUUGCAAACUUUGUAGUUUUCCCGGCAAAAUUAUCUACUACAAUAACUGAUUCAAUAUAUAGUGUCAUUUUUCUAUACCAGUAAAUAAAAUUAUAUAUACUGACACGCAUAUAAAUGAUGUUAGCAUUUAAAUUUGUAUGGAAUCUCCGUAAUAAUUAUAUAUAACAAUUAAGGCAGAAAACAGUUAAAAAUAUAUCUUUAAAAUGUUGGAAGUAUCAUAUAUAUUAUCUUUGGCAAUUUGUACCACACGAUUUGUAGUACUAAGUCUGUUGUCCCUUCUAAGAUAAGAGCAAAUCCAUAGAAUGCGUCGGAGUACAAUGGAAAACACUAUUCUUAUAAACAUUUAUUCCGUUUCAUUAAAGUAUUUGUUGCAUUCUGUAUCAAACGUAUUCUAUGAAACUUGAAUUAUACAGAAGCACCCUUUUGACAAAAACAUUUGGACUUUAAUCAGGAAAAACAGUCUUUUUGUACAGUAUUUCAGUAUUACACAUUUUCUGAGAAAACCGCAGAUAAACUCGAUGUUAGACCUAAGAAAGCGCACAAAUGUUGAUACCAUUGACUCUGAAGUAUUCUGUAAUUUCAACGUCAUGUAUAAGCAUUCUGUAUAUACUCUACAGCUAUCUAAGCUAUGUAACUGGUUGUAUAUACUCCUAUGAUCUAGCUGUGUAUUUUGUACUUCUUUCUAUACACCUUCCGGUGGUGUUCUUUCUACUCAUACACACGAAUUCUAAGCAAUAUUUAUCUAUGUAUAUUGUCCGUAUUACUGUUGAACUUUGAACCGUAUAUAUUGUAAUAUUACGACUGUUAACUAUAAUAAGGAAUAGGCCGUAGCAGGGUAUUGUAACAUAAACAGCAGAUUCUUGAUAUUCGUAUUUUGGAUGGAACACUCAUUGUUGGAAGAAGGAAUUUGGUAAUAAAUUGCAUUUGUAGUAGAGAUCUGGAGUGUAUUUAGCAGUGUUCAGUUGCAUAGAUCGAAGAUAAACCGGAACAGGAAGCAUUAUGCGAUAUAUUUUGAAACCACUAUUUAGAAAAUUCCACUUUGACAAUUUUUGGCUUCCUCACAAGGCCAAUUAAUUUGAAUGGAAUCUGAAUGUUAUUGGUCAUAAAAUUUGAGACGUAAUGUGCGGGCAAAAACUUUGUCACACCCUUUGUACACAAAUAUGCUUAUCAACCAAAGUAUAUUAUGAAAUGAAAAAAAUAUGGGCGAGUUCCUCAUAUGAAUCCGUUAAAUGUGCGGGCCUAAUGUGUACAUAAACCACGAAAAAUAUUCGGUGGGGCCUCUCUUCCUUGUAAACUUUGUUGAUCUCGAAUGUUUGGAUGUCAAACGAUUACAACAUUCCACAAAUUAUUGUGACUAUGAAUAAACACAGAAGUUGUUGUCAUGAUUCGUAUAAACUUUAUCCUUAGAUUUGUUUUGUGAUGAAUUUGACAUCCGUUCGUAAAUCGUUAAGCAUGUUUAUCAAUUGACUGAAUAUCGUCAUUCCUCCGCAACACUUCCAUUGUCUCAGGACCAGUCCAUUGUCCAAAAUAUCCAGGAUUUCAGAUCAUACAUACAUUUUUUUUCAUGAAUGCGUUUUCCGUUUAAAAAUUCUUCACGUUGUUACAUACAUCGUAGUGGAAGAUUAGAUUGAUGAUUAGCCUGCUUUCUCCAUGAAACACAUUUUCCCAUGUCAUUUUUCAGUUACUUUGUUUUACUUUAGAGAUGGCUGAAGCAGAUAUUUAACAUAUCCUUCUUCGAGUCCUAGCACACUUGGUGUAAAUUCAACAUUUUGAUGUUGCCAAAGUUCUUAAAUAUGAAUCUAGUAAUGUAGCUUUCAUUCGACAGACCAUAAACGGCGAACCAUGGACAGCUGUUUCUUGCUAUUUGGUAACUCUUCAUCAUAGUAUAUGCUUGGUCUAGGUGCACAACGAACGACAGCUGAGCAACUGUACUUUAUUCAGAGUAUAAGGUCUAUCGAAAUCAGAUAUCCAUUAACAGAAUCGACCCUGCGAAAACAAAAACAGCAAGCUGUUUGUUGUUCCUUUAUGGCAUUGUCAGCCGCGUUACCAAAUAGCACGAAACACCUACUAGUUUGUUCAACGUGGAGUAGUCCCUAUGACCAGAAUCGGUGGCAUCAAGAGGCCACAGUGGUGAACCGGCUGACAAUGCGAACUGGCAUACAGUUCAAACAGACAGCUUGCUGUUUUCACUUUCGCAGUGGUCGAUUCUGGUAAUAGUUGGCAUAUUUUAUUUCUUAAAUAUCCCUCAAACACCCGUUAACAAAAUCCUAAAGCAUUGUAUGGAGUAUUUAUUGUUAUUGUAAACCUUUGUUUUAUAAUUGCUUAUAAUUGAUUUCUCAACGAUGUUUAUUAAAUGUUGAAUGGCCCUGGAUCUUGAAGUAUAUCGUUAAUUAUAAGUAAAGACUUGAAUGUGGUCAAUGCAUCCACAUACCAAAUUUUAGUACAUUCCAGUUGAUGGUUUUGUAGAGAUUAGAAAAAUCUUUUUAAUGCAGCCCUCAAAAUGCGGUCGUAUGAAUGAUGUUUCAUUUUUGGUCACGACUUGUGAAUCACCCUGUAUAUAUGUUGUAUGUAGAUGUAAGCUAAACAUCAUAUUGAAUAAAUAUAAUUAAGAUAAUUCGUCAAUUUAUACGCAACUAGAAACCAAAGGUACCCCGAAAACGCUUUGGGCUUUUGUUAAUGGGUGUUUAAGAAAUUGGCAACAUUAAAAUGUUCACAUUAUUUUUCGAGGUAGUAAAUGGCAUAUCUUGCACUUUCGUAAAUGCUAAAAAUCGCUUAUAUCUCGAAAACAAAAGCAGAUAUAAAAAAAGGAGGUAUAUUUUUAAAAUCAGCGUAUCAGAAAUAUAUAAAAUCUUCUGCACCAAUUUUGUUUUUUCAUUUUGUUGGGCCGUGUAAUGAUUGAUUUGGUCGAUCAACUGGACCCAAAACUAAUUAUACCACAUAUCUGAUAAAAUAUGCGCACAAACAUUGGAAUUCAAACGUCACCUCACAAUACUCGCGUACACUCUGAUACCCAAUUCGUAUACUCAACAGGGUAAACCCAUACGUUACUCUGGCAUUAUUUUUUUAACCCUGUAUGUAUAUUGAUCACGGUACAGGAUGUUUUGGAAACGUAUGUAAGGUGCAAUUUUACACCGCGUUUUUGUUGUGAAGCUUCUUUGAAAUUGUCGUGAAGUUAUGCUUCCAAUCAUGCUUCACUGGUUAUCGGAUUGGGAGCGUAAAGCGUGACUUUCCCACAAUACAUUAAUUUAUAAUAAUAAAAUGAGAUAUGUACCUCAAUUCAUUUAAUCACUUUGAGAUGUUGAAUUGAUGAUAAGCUUUGGAAUUUGAUUUCAAAAAUCAUAUUUCUGACGUCAAGUAGAAAAUUGAAAAUUCCUCUAACAUUAAGUCAAAAAUGCGCAAGAUGUGUUGUUGUGAUUAUUUUCUCAGCAUUCUGAAACGCCCUGUACACCAUAAGUAGUAUAACGGAUGUAGUAUAGAAACUAUAGCAUGUUUAAGGGUGUUGGCAGAUAUACGUGCCAAAAUUGUAAAAAAGCCUGGCCAAGCCUAGGCAUGUGUUCAUAAUAUUGUUGCGUUUUGAAAUAUAUCUGUUAAGGACCAAGCUUUACUCUGUUACAAAGUUAUUUCUAUUGUUAAUUUAGUUUUGUUAUUUUUGUUGAAUAAUGUUAUAACCUAUC